Messenger RNA from Dothidotthia symphoricarpi CBS 119687, 1901 nucleotides. Its product is annotated as peptide chain release factor eRF/aRF subunit 1. The transcript is spliced from 4 exons. Gene Ontology annotation, cellular component: translation release factor complex; cytosol. Gene Ontology annotation, molecular function: translation release factor activity, codon specific; sequence-specific mRNA binding. The record is from RefSeq and is a predicted model, not a curated record. Lineage: Eukaryota; Fungi; Ascomycota; Dothideomycetes; Pleosporales; Dothidotthiaceae. Bases 287 to 1600 code for a protein of 437 amino acids. Gene Ontology annotation, biological process: cytoplasmic translational termination.
GAGUGGUUGCGCAAGCGACGUGGUCAUGGACGUGACUGUGCAGCGAGUGUGGGCAGAGGCUGACAGGCAGCAACACGUAGAAUCAUAAGCACGCCAGGUGGCUCAUAGUCCGUCCAUCACACAGCGAGUCACAGCGGCCGAGGCAGCGCUGUUAAAGAAUCGCGUGCACCACAAAAGAAGUCGGCUGCGUGCAAGUCGCUUCAGGAGUGCCCCUCGCCCCAGCACGAAAAUUUAGACCCCGCCAGCACACGCACAAACACUCUCGACACACCCGACAACCGCGACCAUGUCGUCCAAGGAGCCGCAGCCCAACGACGCCGAGAAGAACAUUGAGAUCUGGAAGGUCAAGAAGCUGAUCAAGCGUCUUGAAGCCGCCCGUGGAAAUGGCACCAGCAUGAUUUCGCUCAUCAUCCCGCCAAAGGAUCAGGUGUCGCGCGCCGCGAAGAUGUUGGCUGAAGAGUUUGGCACUGCCUCCAACAUCAAGUCCCGCGUCAACCGUCUCUCCGUCCUUUCCGCCAUCACCUCCACCCAGCAGCGUCUGAAGCUCUACUCAAAAGUCCCGCCCAAUGGCCUGGUCAUCUACUGCGGUGAAAUCAUCACCUCAGAAGGCAAGGAGCGCAAGAUCAACAUCGACUUUGAGCCCUUCAAGCCCAUCAACACGUCGCUGUACCUUUGCGACAACAAGUUCCACACCGAGGCGCUGAGCGAGCUGCUGGAGUCGGAUCAGAAGUUCGGCUUCAUCAUCAUGGACGGAAACGGAGCCCUGUUUGGCACCCUCUCAGGCAACACGCGUGAAAUCGUCCACAAAUUCUCCGUCGACUUACCCAAGAAGCACGGCCGUGGUGGUCAGUCUGCCCUGCGUUUCGCCCGUCUGCGAGAAGAGAAGCGACACAACUACGUGCGCAAGGUCGCCGAACUGGCAGUCCAGAACUUCAUCACCGCCGACAAGGUCAACGUAGCCGGUAUCAUUCUCGCCGGUUCCGCUGAUUUCAAGAACGACCUGAACCAGUCUGACCUGUUCGACAACCGUCUGCAGUCCAAGGUCAUCAAGGUCGUCGAUGUGUCAUACGGAGGCGAGAACGGCUUCAACCAGGCCAUUGAGCUGUCUGGAGAGACGCUUAGCAACGUCAAGUUUAUCCAGGAGAAGAAGCUUAUCAACGAGUACUUCGAUCACAUCUCCAAAGACUCUGGCAAGGUCUGCUACGGUGUUGAAGAUACUCUGAAGGCUUUGGAGGCCGGUGCAGCCGAAACCCUCAUCGUCUUUGAGAACCUCGAAAUCACUCGCUGGGUGCUCAAGGACUCUGCUGGUGGCGAGAUCAUUCUCCACACCAACAAGACCCAAGAGGCUGACCGGAGCAUCUUCAUGGACAAGGAGACUGGUCAGGAGAUGGAUAUCGUCGAUCAAUCAUCUAUGCUCGAGUGGCUGGCUGAGAAAUACCGCGACUUUGGUGCCACGCUCGAGUUCGUCUCUGACCGUUCCUCCGAAGGCAACCAGUUCGUCAAAGGCUUUGGUGGCAUCGGCGCCAUCCUCCGUUACGCGCUCAACUUCGAGCAGCUCGCCGAUUUCUCCGACGAUGAAGACGAAUUCUACGAUGAUUGACGGUUAUGCGCCCUCGCUGACCGCGAGGCAGAGGCCCCACUCCACGCGUCGAGUGAGGGGACGUCCGCUGCCCGCGUACAUAGUCACAAUGACGCGUUCGCGAUGAAUGCAGGAGCAGUCGAAGCAACGACGCUUCGCCUCUCCAGAUUGUAGAGGAGACAAGGGAGUGCUUAUGGAGGGUUUGCCUGGUAAGCCGACAACGACUGCAUCGAGUGGACGCAAUGCUGAUUUUUAUCUCAGGCCGAUGGAGUGCCCACUCUUACCACGACCCACUCUCACUUUAUUGGAGAGGCUGCAGUUU